Schistocerca americana (American grasshopper) is the source of this 4277-nucleotide messenger RNA. RefSeq names its product guanylate cyclase 32E-like. NCBI's taxonomy places the organism in Eukaryota, Metazoa, Arthropoda, Insecta, Orthoptera, Acrididae. The record is from RefSeq and is a predicted model, not a curated record. Gene Ontology annotation, molecular function: peptide receptor activity; protein kinase activity; guanylate cyclase activity. The transcript has 22 exons. Bases 1 to 3297 code for a protein of 1098 amino acids. Gene Ontology annotation, biological process: receptor guanylyl cyclase signaling pathway; intracellular signal transduction; protein phosphorylation.
AUGACCACUAUUGGUUCUAGUGCGUGUCAACUUAAGUGCGCGGACACGCUGGUGUCGGACAAGCGCGUGUACUUCACGUUCGCCCGCACGCUGCCGCCCUCCAGCAAGAUCUCCAAGUCGGUGGUGGCGCUGCUGCGCGCCUUCUCCUGGGGGAAGUUCGUCGUCGUCGCCGGCCGCCGCGUCGCCUGGGCCGAGCAGGUGCGCGACGCCAUCAAGGAGCUGGCCGCAGUCCACGGGCUCCAGCUGACUGACACGUGCCUCUUCUCAGAGAGGGACUACGUCUCCAUGAAGCCUUCAAUACAGGAGAUGGACCGCAUCGUGGCUGACACCUUCCAGAGGACUAGAGUGUACGUCUUCGUUGGAAAGCACAUGGCGCUAAUGGACUUCGUCAAAUGCCUGCAGCGUCGUCAUCUUCUCGACUCUGGUGACUACAUCGUCAUCUCUGUGGACGAUGAGAUAUAUGACCCUAGCAAGAAGCUUAACGUGUUGCACAGAGUCUACUUAGACCCGUACCUGGAGGGCGACGCCGACAACGCUUUCGACGUGACGGACGUCCCCGCUCUACGCUCGGUGCUGAAGCUGUCUCCCUACUACCCCAAAAGCAGUCGCUACGAGGAGGUUUGUGAACAGAUCAGAAACUUCUCAACAAAGCCACCCUUCUGUGUACCAUACCACCACUCCGUGUUCAGAAGUAUAUCGGUACCAAUCGAAGCGGCGCAUCUGUAUGAUGCUGUUAUGAUAUACGCAAGAGCACUGACGGAAGUUUUUGCUGACGGUGAAAAUCCAACGAACGGGACAGCUGUAAUUGAAAGAAUACGGGACAGAUCAUAUCACUCUGUCAAAGGACAUGAUGUAUACAUAGACGUAAAUGGAGACGCCGAGGGCAACUACACAGUGAUGGCUCUGAUGGAGGAUGAAUUGAUGAAUGGCACGUUAAGCGUCAGUAUGCAGCCAGUUGGGUUCUUCCAGUACGCUCAUGACAACGGUAACAGCAUUACCGACUUGCCGGAGUUCCGGUACUUGGACGAGAGCCGGCCCAUCCGGUGGGUGGGCGGGCGGCAGCCGCGCGCCGAGCCGGCCUGCGGCUUCCGCGGGGAGCGCUGCGCGCCGCGCGCCCACUGGCGGCUGCUGCUGGCCCUGGCCGCGCUCGCUGCGCUCGUCGCCAUCGCCGGCGUCUUCGCCUUCAGGCACUACAGAUAUGAACACAAGCUUGCAUGCUUGCUGUGGAAGAUAGACAUGAAAGAUGUCACUAUAAUACCCACGGAGUCUGCAGAAUCAUCAGGUGGAAACAGAAGUAUGAUACGAGUUUGCCACAAUAGUGUCUUCCAUGAUCCAGAAUCAUUAAUGGGAGAGCAAACAGAAGCCAGCCCUAAACGUGCUUACACAAAAAUAGGACUCUACAAAGGAAAUAUUGUUGCCAUCAAGCCAGUUUAUAAACGCAGUAUUGACAUUACUCGCAGUAUUCGAAAAGAACUAAAACAGAUACGGGAGGUACGACAUGACAAUAUCAUACCAUUUAUUGGUGCCUCUGUUGAUCAUGGAAACUUGUGUGUAUUAACAGCGUAUUGUGCUCGUGGAAGCUUGGAAGAUGUUCUAGCAAAUGAAGACUUACAUCUGGACAACAUGUUUGUAUCUUCUCUUGUGUCUGAUAUUGUAAAGGGAUUGACCUACCUGCAUGACAGUGAAAUACUAUCACAUGGAAAUUUAAAGUCAAGUAAUUGCUUGGUUGAUAGUCGAUGGGUUCUUCAGAUAUCUGAUUUUGGUCUACAUGAAUUUAAAGCUGGCCAAGAUGAACCAGACUUUGAGGCCAAGGAGCUGCGACGUAGCCUCUGGAGGGCACCUGAGCUGCUGCGUUGUGAACAUUUUCCUCCAAGAGGGACACAGAAGGGUGAUAUCUAUUCAUUUGGCAUUGUUCUAUAUGAAAUUGUAGGCCGGUCUGGACCAUGGGGCCACACAACUCUGACAAAUGCAGAAAUUAUCGAAAGGGUGCGGAAUCCAUCUUCAGGCAGGUAUUUUCGGCCACCUACUGAUGGUCUCAUGGCUGCUGAAUACGUGGUGCGUUGCAUGCAGAGUUGUUGGGAUGAAGAGCCAGACCAACGCCCUGACAUUCGCUUUGUAAGGGUCAAGCUAAAGGAAAUGCAAGCUGGUCUAAAACCAAAUAUUUUUGACAAUAUGUUGGCUAUUAUGGAAAAGUAUGCUUACAAUUUGGAAGAAUUAGUGCAAGAGCGAACAAAUCAACUUACAGAGGAAAAAAAGAAAACUGAUGCUCUUUUGCAUCGAAUGUUGCCCAAAACUGUGGCAGAGGCAUUAAAAAGAGGUGAUCCCGUUGAAGCAGAGAGUUUUGACUGUGUUACAAUAUACUUCAGUGACAUUGUUGGAUUUACUGAGUUAUCUGCUGUCAGCACUCCAUUACAGGUUGUUGACUUGCUGAAUGAUCUGUACACUUGCUUUGAUUCAAUUAUCUCCAAUUAUGAUGUCUAUAAAGUUGAGACUAUUGGUGAUGCAUACAUGGUAGUAAGUGGUCUACCUGUGCGUAAUGGUGACCGACAUGCGGGUGAGAUAGCUUCAAUGGCACUGCACCUACUCACAAGAAUAAAAUCUUUCAAAAUUCCUCAUAGAGCUGGUGAAACUCUGAAACUACGUAUUGGCAUACAUUCAGGGCAUUGUGUAGCAGGAGUUGUUGGUUUAAAAAUGCCUCGGUACUGUCUGUUUGGAGACACAGUAAAUACAGCUUCUCGAAUGGAGUCAACAGGAGAAGCUUUCAGAAUACAUAUCUCAGAAGCCACAAAGUGUCUUCUGGAUAUAUUGGGAGGUUAUCACAGUGAAGAACGUGGUAUGACACACAUAAAGGGAAAAGGAGAGAUGAGGACAUACUGGUUGCUUGGCAAGGAACCUGCAUGGCAAAUGUCACAUAUACUUGAUGAAACACAUGGUUCCUCAUACAGCAGCAUCAGUUCAGACAGGUUGGAGACACCAGAUCUGUUACGACGACCAUCAGGGGGGCAGCCAUUGCCAGGAGGCUGCACAUUGCCUGGAGUGUCAUGGCCAGAUCCAGGGUUUAAACCAUGGCCGGUGCAUGUCAUAGGGCCUUGGAUAACAAGUCAACCACCUGACCGCUGCAUGCUGCGAGCCAGGGCUGCUCUUGCACAUGCCCAGGGUUUCCUCACUGGGACUGGAAGCUGCUCAAAUGUCGUGCAUACACCAGUUCAUGUUUUCAAGAGUGGAAGACAUAAUUGUGGACGCUCACAUCAGUCAGAGCCAAAUGUCAUUUUUCGUGACUGCAGUCCUCAUGUAUGACUAUUGUACUAAUGGCUGCAGUCUGAUACAAGUCACUGCUCCAGUGGCACUGCUAUCUCUAUACCUGUGCUAUGUUACCAGAAGUGGAGAAAUCCCUCUGUUUUCAUCUCCUAUGAAUUUACAACUUGUACCACAUUGUUGUUUCAUUUAGAUCUUGUAAAUGUAAGCACAGCUAACCCAUAGCUUUAGGAACAGGUUUUUUCCAGAUCAUAUUUGAGAAAUAAGUAUUUUCAGAUUUCCUUUCUAUCUUGUGUGUGCAUGAUUUUUAUGUAUUCUCUUAUAAAUCAUAGGACAAGGUACUGGCAAUGUAAGGAAAGGUGAUUAUGGUAUAUGGCAACACAUGCUUUAGUCAAAUUUAUUGAUGUCUGAUGACAGUCUGAAACAUUUGUCUAAAAUGUUACAUAGCAUAUUUGGGUGAGGUAAUCCCUUGCUGGCCUGCUGGCUUCCAUCAUGUACUAAUCACAUAUUUAUUUGGCGCAUAUAAAUGAUACGUCUAUUUUUGAUAAGUAAAAAGAUUUGGAAAGGCAGCAAAUCUAAUGUAUCAUACAAAGAAAGAAACAAGGCCACAUGUAAUUAAAAACAGGGCUAGAAAUAUAUUAUACACUAUUUAAAAAAGUACAUACAAAUGAUGUGAUGAUAAUAGAAACUACAAGGUUACAUAUUUUAUAUAUAAAAUAAUAAUUUAGAAAGGUAUUAAAGAGAUAUAGGAUUGGAGGAAAUAGUAUGAUGAUCACAUAUUCCUGCAGUGGUGUCAUGUUGAUGUCUUGUGGAAUGAGACUAGUAUCAGUGCCAAUGGCAGCAGCAUUAUAAAGGGAAAGAAAAGCUGUCCUCCACAAAUUUGGGUGAAAGGAUACAUUAUAAUAUAUUAGAUCUCCAGAUUCUUUGUUCUCUCUGACUUUCACUUCCUUUUGUUAUAAUCAUUGAUGUUUUUAUAACAAAUGGUCUCAUUGCAGUUAUAUCAUUCUUCAGUGUUAACCAAC